GGGCCAAGGCCGGGCCUCGACCGGCAAUCAAGGGGAUAGAGUAGGGCUAGGGCCAAGGCUAGCCCGACCAGGCCCAUCCCUAGAUACACCACUAUAUAUCUCCCUUACUCCCUUGCUGUUCUCAAAUACUGCAAUUACAAUUUCUAUGGCCUCAGCUGGCAAGGAAGUGAAGUUGAUUGGGAGCUGGCCAAGCCCCUUUAGCCUAAGAAUUGAGCUUGCCCUGAAGCUCAAAGGCAUAAGCUAUGACUACAUAGAUGAAGACUUAACCAACAAGAGCCCUCUUCUACUCAAAUCCAACCCGAUCAAUAAAAGAAUCCCUGUUCUCUUACACAACGGAAACCCGAUUCCUGAAUCUUUCAUUGUCCUCGAGUAUAUUUCUGAAACUUGGCCUGAAUCUCCAAAUUUACUGCCCCAAAAUCCUUACGACAAAGCUCGCGUUAGAUUUUGGGUAGAUUAUUUUGAGAAAAAGGUAACAGAGAAUUGUAGAGCCAUCCUUGCAACAGAGGACAAAGAGAUGGAGAGGACAGUUGCAAUGAUUAGAGAGAAUUUGAAGGUAUUUGAAGAUGGCCUUUUAAGGGAUUAUGGAGGAGAAAAUCCAUUUUUCAAUGGUGAAAACAACCCUGGUCUUUUGGGCCUAGUUGUUGGUUCUUUCUCAACCUGGUACAAAGUCAUGGGAGAGAUUGCUGGAGCAAAGCUUAUAGAGGAAGAGAAGACACCUGCUUUUAGCUCAUGGCUCUCUGCUGUCUGCAAUGUUGAGGUAGUGAGAGAGAAACAGUUGGAAUAUGGCAAGGUUCUAGCAGUUGCAAAAAGGAUGAGAGACAUAAACCUUGCAGCGAAACAUGGGGCAUAAGGGCAUGAGCUGCUAAUUUGCUUGGUGUGUAAAAUAAUGGUUAGCAUCUAUCUGCACAAUAAAAAUAAGCAAACUUCAGCUCCAUGCUCAUUUGCAGGUAUGUGUGAAAGGAAAGUAUGUAUUAUCUACACAAUAAAAAUAAGCAACUUCAGCUCCAUGCUCGUUUGCUGGAAUGUGUGAAAGGAAAGUAUAUAUUAUCUACGAGGUUAAUAUGAGUGUAUAGUAUAAUAGUAUGUAUGGGUAAAUCUCUG
Molecule: messenger RNA, 1101 nt
Organism: Amborella trichopoda
Lineage: Eukaryota; Viridiplantae; Streptophyta; Magnoliopsida; Amborellales; Amborellaceae
Product: glutathione S-transferase U17
Biological process (GO): glutathione metabolic process
Cellular component (GO): cytoplasm
Molecular function (GO): glutathione transferase activity
Source: RefSeq, a predicted model, not a curated record